Molecule: messenger RNA, 1378 nt
Organism: Pongo pygmaeus (Bornean orangutan)
Lineage: Eukaryota; Metazoa; Chordata; Mammalia; Primates; Hominidae
Product: solute carrier family 25 member 53-like
Exons: 1
Coding region: 149-1072 (307 amino acids)
Cellular component (GO): mitochondrion
Molecular function (GO): NAD transmembrane transporter activity
Source: RefSeq, a predicted model, not a curated record
GAGUUGCUUGUUUCCGUCGACCUGAGUUUCUUAGGGUUCAUUUCCAAUUAAGCAAUGAAAAUACUUGCCAACGGAAUUAAUUGGUCGCUCUAAUCUAUUUUUUUCCACCCUUGCCAAUUUCUUCCACCUGCACCCAGUUGUCUUCAGCAUGGGGGAGCAGAACCACUCUCCCAGGAAGGAGCUUCAGCACAGGACACGAGCAGAGGCUCCAGGAAAGAAAAGCUGGCACUCCCAGGCCUAUGCCCUUGGGGCUGUUUCCAACUCUAUGUCUACUUUUCUGACCUUUCCUAUCUAUAAGGUUGUGUUCCGGCAACAGAUCCAUGCCAUGGCAGUGUCAGAGGCUAUGAGACAGCUUUGGCACGAAGGUCCUCAAUACUUCUACCGGGGAAUCUACCGUCCUCUUCUGUCCAAGACGUUGCAAGGGACUCUUCUUUUUGGGACUUAUGAUGGCCUGCUGUGCUUUCUCUCUCCUCUUGGGCCAUACACCCUGGGAUGCCACUGGGCUGCAGGGAUCAUGUCUGGCCUGGUGGAGGCUGUGGCACUCAGCCCCUUUGAAAGGGUGCAAAAUGUGCUCCAGGAUGGUCGCAAGCAAGCUCGCUUCCCCAGCACCUUCAGCAUUCUUGAGGAAUUCAAUUCUUAUGGGCUUUGGGGGCGGCUGUCACGGGGCUACUACCAUGGUUUCUGGCCUGUCCUGGCCAGGAACAGCCUGGGGAGCACUCUAUAUUUUUCUUUCAAGGACCCCAUGCAGGAUGGCCUGGCAGAGCAAGGCCUGGCCCGUUGGGUUCCUGCCUUGGUGUCUGGUAGUGUCAAUGAAACAAUCACCUGCCUAGUUCUGUAUCCUCUGAUUGUGCUGGUUGCUAAUAUGCAGUCCCAUAUGGGAUGGCAGAGCAUGCCAAGCCUGUGGGGCUCUGCCCAGGAUGUGUGGAACACUUGGGGCCAAAAGCUGCUCCUGAGCUACCGUGGAUGCUCCCUGGUCAUCCUAAGGUCGAGUGUGACAUGGGGCCUCACUACGGCAAUCCAGGACUUCCUGCAGAGGAAGUCACACUCCAGGAAAGAGCUGAAGACUGACUAGCUGCAGAAAGUGUGGCCAUGCCACCUUUGUUAUUCUAAAUCUUCCCUGAUUGGUUCUAUAUAGCUUAUUUCUUUGGCUCGGUUGCCUAAUACAGCCAUUUUUUAGCAUCUGUAAACUCAUUGCAUGGGAGAAGUUCCCACCUACCAACCUGUUGAGCAAGGACAAAGCCCAAAAGUAUUCCUUAGUCAAAAAGAAACGUUCGCCCCAGUCUCUCCACAGCUUCAGUAGCCUCAGAGCCAGGAGGCCUUUAAAUAACGUGUAACCCAGAUUAAGUGUCAUUCCUUUAAGGAAUUCCUUGGCAAUAAG